GCAUUUUAGCUCUAAUAGUUUUAAAUGAUUUGUCAUUUGCUUGUAUAGCUUUCAUCUGUCAAAUUGUUUUAUAAUUCAGUCAACAAACAUUCAUUUAGAAAAUAUUUGAGUGCCUAUUUUAGACUAGACUAUAGGUGCCGAGGCUACAGCUGUGAAUAAAACAAAGUUCUUGUCGUUAUGUAUGUCUGUCUGAGAGUGGUAGGAGACAGUUGAUCAGUAAGUGAAUGUAAAAUGUAAAAUAACAUGGUAAGUCUCAACUACCAGUGAUGUCACUAGGGAGAUGACACAAAAAGUUAAGUAAUAGUGAGAAUCCCCAAUGAGUAGCUUUAAUUUGUAUGUGGGAGGGAGACAAUGUUGUAGUGCUUAUUAAGUGUUUCAGAACUAAGAUAGGGUUUUAUAGGGGAGUAGUUAUCCAACAGAGAAAAGCAACGUGUAUUAUUAGUCACUUAUACUGUGUUCUACAGGUUAUAUUUGUAGAUGAGGCCAAGGGAUAUGUUUGUUUGGGAUUUUUAGAAGCUGGCUUUAUUCUUAGAACUAUUCUUGUGCAUAGGUAGUAGCUAGGAAUUUGGAAAAUGGCCUCAAUAAAAACUAGCAACAGCCUGUGUCUUGUUUACUGUAUUUUUACCAGUGUAAAAUUUGGAGGUAAUAUAUUUAUAUAGAAUUAAGGGAAUCUUAAAGUUCUAAAUGAUUAAAGAAAGGCUAGAUAAGUUUCUUUCACUCUGUCUUUCAUUAAUUUCCUUUUUCAUUUGUUUUGUUGGUUCUAUGUUUUCUUCUUGUUUUGUGCAGAUGUUCCAUUGGGACUGUUUACCAGAUUGCUUUCUAAAUUAGCCAGCUGGGGUUACUUUAAAAAACAUGCUCCAUGUGCAUCCCUCUUGAAGCUUCGCACUCUGUUGAAGAGGACACUCAUCCCAGUCACUAUUUAGAAGCAAGGUCUUUGAAUGAGCGAGAUUAUCGGGACCGGAGAUACGUUGAUGAAUACAGGAAUGACUACUGUGAAGGAUAUGUUCCUAGACAUUAUCACAGAGACAUUGAAUGCAGUUAUCGAAUCCACUGCAGUAAGUCUUCAGUCCGCAGCAGGAGAAGCAGUCCUAAAAGGAAGCGCAAUAGACACUGUUCAAGUCAUCAGUCACGUUCGAAGAGCCACCGAAGGAAAAGAUCCAGGAGUAUAGAGGAUGAUGAGGAGGGUCACCUGAUCUGUCAAAGUGGAGACGUUCUAAGAGCAAGAUAUGAAAUCGUGGACACUUUGGGUGAAGGAGCCUUUGGCAAAGUUGUAGAGUGCAUUGAUCAUGGCAUGGAUGGCAUGCAUGUAGCAGUGAAAAUCGUAAAAAAUGUAGGCCGUUACCGUGAAGCAGCUCGUUCAGAAAUCCAAGUAUUAGAGCACUUAAAUAGCACUGAUCCCAAUAGUGUCUUCCGAUGUGUCCAGAUGCUAGAAUGGUUUGAUCAUCAUGGUCAUGUUUGUAUUGUGUUUGAACUGCUGGGACUUAGUACUUAUGAUUUUAUUAAAGAAAACAGCUUUCUGCCAUUUCAAAUUGACCACAUCAGGCAGAUGGCAUAUCAGAUCUGCCAGUCAAUAAAUUUUUUACAUCAUAAUAAAUUAACCCAUACAGAUCUGAAGCCUGAAAAUAUUUUAUUUGUGAAGUCUGACUAUGUAGUCAAAUAUAAUUCUAAAAUGAAACGUGAUGAACGCACACUGAAAAACACAGAUAUCAAAGUUGUUGACUUUGGAAGUGCAACAUAUGAUGAUGAACAUCACAGUACUUUGGUAUCUACCCGACACUACAGAGCUCCUGAGGUCAUUUUGGCUUUAGGUUGGUCUCAGCCUUGUGAUGUUUGGAGCAUAGGUUGCAUUCUUAUUGAAUAUUACCUUGGUUUCACAGUCUUUCAGACUCAUGAUAGUAAAGAGCACCUGGCAAUGAUGGAACGAAUAUUAGGACCCAUACCACAACACAUGAUUCAGAAAACAAGAAAACGCAAGUAUUUUCACCAUAACCAGCUAGAUUGGGAUGAACACAGUUCUGCUGGUAGAUAUGUUAGGAGACGCUGUAAACCAUUAAAGGAAUUUAUGCUUUGUCAUGAUGAAGAACAUGAGAAACUGUUUGACCUGGUUCGAAGAAUGUUAGAAUAUGAUCCAACUAAACGAAUUACCUUGGAUGAAGCAUUGCAGCAUCCUUUCUUUGACUUACUAAAAAAGAAAUAAAAUGGGAAUCAGUGGUCUUACUAUAUACUUCUCUAGAAGAGAUUACUUAAGACUGUGUCAGUCAACUAAACAUUCUAAUAUUUUUGUAAACAUUAAAUUAUUUUGUACAGUUAAGUGUAAAUACUGUAUGUUUUGUAUCAAUAGCAUAAUUGUUAAGCGAGUAUGGUCUUGAUAAUGCAAUAGAAAAGUUAAAGUUAAUUUUUGUUUUUGAGAAUAAUUACCAUUUUUAAAGACCAUUGAAAUAUCCUUUGUGACCAGUGAUAAAUGUGAUUGAUCUUGCCUUUUGUACAUGGAGGUCACCUCUGAAGUGAUUUUUUUUUUGAGUAAAAGGAAAUCUUGACUACUUUAUAUUCUUAAAGGAAUAUUCUUUAUAUACCUCAAAUGUAGAAGUUAACUUUAAACUUUUUUUUCUGUAAUUGUUGAACGGGUAAUUAUUAACUCUAGAUAAGCAGGUACUAGAAACCAAAACUCUUAGAAAAUGUUUACUGUUAGAAUUCUAUUAAAUUGUGAGUGUUGUGUUCUUUUUCAUUGGGUGAUAGCAGGGUGAUAAGUAGACAUUCAUGGAAGGGCAUCCAGUUUGUCCAUUGUGACAGUUUGUUUAAUAAAACCACAUACACACUUGAUUUAAGAUUAAAAUCUAACUGGAAAGUCAGCUUGGAAAAUGGAUAUUUCCAGGUCUGUUUGGUGAGUCACAGGCAUAAAAAUAGAAAUUCUGAUGAUUUAGGUUUCAGUUUUUAAUACCAAGUCCUGAGGAAUCUUAAUAUUGUCCAGUAUCUGUUUAUCAAAUGACAUAAUAUGUAAACCUAUAAAAAUUAAGGAUAUUAUUAGGCAAUUUAUGUUUGUGAUAAUUCUCACUGGAGAAAGGAUUUGAUUGGAAAGGAUUUUGAGAAGUACUACUGAAAUUCCCGGAACUUAUUUGAUUGGUUAAUAUAAACUUUUUGACUAUA
This is a messenger RNA of Callithrix jacchus (white-tufted-ear marmoset), 3144 nucleotides long. Lineage: Eukaryota; Metazoa; Chordata; Mammalia; Primates; Cebidae. The record is from RefSeq and is a predicted model, not a curated record.